AUGUCCCAUUUGAACCCACCUCAUUUGGACCUGAAGACUUCGUCGCCAUUUCAAACUUCCGGUGCCGGUGGUGGUCCUCCUUCACCUUCCUUGUCGACAACUUCUUUCAUGUCCUCAGUAUCAUGGAUGGCUGAAAAGUCGAGCAAUGAAUUGAUUCCUAUGCUGAAGAAUGCCUAUUCUGCUCUUAAAGAUAAGGAGAAAGAUUUAAUGUUGGCAGCUGAAAUUGGCAAAUCUCUCUUGGAGAACAAUAUCCGUUUAAAGACAAGUUACGAGGAUCUCCUGCAACAGACUCAGCGAUCAUGCACUGCUCCGCUUCCAACACCGUCUUCGUCACUUGCCACCCAACAAUAUCCCGACAAUGACGACGAUCAUCAGCUACAACAAGAAGAUAGUGAGGAAUACGAUGAUGACGAUGAUGAUGAUGAAAUGCGCUUUGUACCCUCGCAUCGUACACGUGAAGCCAUGAUUGAAGUCCUUGAACGUAAAAAUGUGGAAUUGGCCAAACGAUUGGAAACGGUGAUGGCUGAAAAAGAGACGGCUGACAAGAACAAUCAAAAGCACACACGCAAAUUGGAAUCUGAAAUCGAUGCUCUCAAGAGCAACUUGGAGAUUGCCAGCACCAAAAUACAGGAAUUGGAGGAGAUGAAUGAACGACAACGUCGAAUGGAUCGUCUCAAGGAACAACGUCGCUUACCAGAAGAGGAUCAAGAACAACAACAAAUCAUGGAUGAUCUCUUGACCAAGAUUGAUGAAUUGCAAGUGGAGAACAACACUGUCUUGUCAUCCAAAGCCCAGUUGGAAUCCAAGCUUGCUGAAACGUUACGUGAUCUUAGCCAACUCAAGCAUCAAUUUGAGCAAUUCCAAUUCACCCAAAAGGAUUAUGAAACUUUGCAAGAAGCUUACGAGCGACAAUUCCGCCAUAUCGCUGAACUGAAUGCGAGUGUUGAGGAACAUCGUACCGUAUUACAAAAGCUGAAGGAUCGUGGCGUCAGCGUUCAUUCAACGCCUGCACCCAGUGUGUGUGGUGGUGCAAGUGUAAGCCCUAGCAACCAAGGGAUCCGCCAUACUUUGCUUGGUGAACUUGAAUCCGAAUGGCUCAAGCGACAUGUUGAAUACCUUCCAUCCGCAUUGUCAGCAGCUGCAUCAGUCACAUCGUUUGGUACAAGUAUCAAGACGUCACCUUUGAAGGAGGGAUAUGAUGUCAAUGAUGACGAGGCUAUUUCAUCCACCAUGUCCAUGGAACGCAAUGCUCUCGAAUCCGUUCUUGCCAAAGUCAGUGGUAUCGAUAGUCAUGUCCUUGAUGAAGCUCUCAGCUUUAUCAGCAAGCUUGAGGAUGAAAAUGACAAAUGCCUUGAUCUUAUCGAAUACGACGUUGAAGGCGAGGACAUGGACUUUGAUAUCUUUCCCGCUCGUGAUUUGUAUCCAGAUCCCAACACGUCCUUUGCCGUGGUUGAAAGAGUGAAGCAUGCACCAAAGACUUUUGUGGGUCGUGUACGUCGUGCCGUCUUCAUCUUCUUCAGAGCUGUUUGGCGAUGGUGCCGAUUUGCCAUGAUUCUCACCACUGCCGUCAUUAUCAGUGUUUGGAAUGGACCCGAGGGCAUGCUCUUGGAAUACUAA
Molecule: messenger RNA, 1617 nt
Organism: Lichtheimia ornata
Lineage: Eukaryota; Fungi; Mucoromycota; Mucoromycetes; Mucorales; Lichtheimiaceae
Exons: 2
Coding region: 1-1617 (538 amino acids)
Source: RefSeq, a predicted model, not a curated record